Messenger RNA from Quercus lobata, 1240 nucleotides. RefSeq names its product global transcription regulator sge1-like. Lineage: Eukaryota; Viridiplantae; Streptophyta; Magnoliopsida; Fagales; Fagaceae. Bases 381 to 905 code for a protein of 174 amino acids. The record is from RefSeq and is a predicted model, not a curated record. The transcript has 3 exons.
ACCUGUACUGUACAAAACCCUAUUUUAUUUUGUGGAAUUUGAUAUCCUCCCACUCCCUGACUCCCAAGUAUGAACACUGACCAUUGUAGAUGGCCGUGGGAACCACAAGGAUUGUAUUGCCGAAACUUCGUGGAAGGAGGAUCUCCUUCGUCCCCAAUAUUUUUCUCUAUCAAUUCCAAAUUUCCACCUACAUUUCAUCUCUCUCCGAUUGGUGAAAAUCAUCAGUUUUUCAUCAAUUUCCCAAUCAAUCUUUGAUCAUCUUUCUUGCCUACCGCUCCUGUUUUUUAGAUCUUCUUACUUUCUUACAUUCCGAUCCUGUUUCUUUUUGAUCUUCUUAAUCUUCAGUUAACAUAUCAUCCCGAUGGCUACCCUGAUCCUGGAUGAUCUUUUUACUAGCAAUUUAUUUAAGCCUUGGUAUGAGGAUCUUGAAGUUACUAGCAAUUUAUCUGAGGAUCUUUUUAAAAGCUCAAUGGAACAGAAAUCCGUGGAACAGGAUCUUCUCGGAUAUCUUCUCAAUGAUGGAGAAAGAGAGAGAGAGAGAUAUAAUGAAGAUCCCUGAAGUCCUCAAUGGAAAAGUAAUACACUUGGAGCAUCAGCCUGCGCUUCACAGGCCCAUCAUGCAUCCAAAGGAGGAUCAGCCUGCGCUUCGCAGGCCCAUCAUGCAUCCAGAGGAGGAUUGGCCUGCCCUUUGCAGGCCCACCAUGCAUCCAGAGGAGGAUCAGCCUGCGCUUCACAGGCCCAUCAUGCAACCAGAGGAGGAUCAACCUGCGCUUCACAGGCCCACCAUGCAUCCAGAGGAGGAUCACAGGCACCCCAUGCAUCCGGAGGAGGAUGAGCCUGCUAUUCAGGUUUAUCGUGUGAACUGUGCCUCUGUUGUUGGAAUCUCCAGUGUUGAGGGAGAUUGACCAUGCUUAGAAAUGCACCAGUACUCUCUUAAUUGGCUGGUUCUCUUCUAAAGAUUCAUCUUAUGCAAUGGGCAGAACCAGAUAAUUCGAAGUCUGGUUGAACCUGUAUCUUCCAUGUUAUAAUUCUUCUUGCCCUUCUGUUGUUAUUGUAUAAUCGAAUUGUCGAGCAAGUUGUAACUUCAUGUUGUAGCUGAUUUUGUGUUGAUGAAUCAAUGUAAUUUAAACAAAUUUGUUAUACAAAUAGCAUGUUGUGAUGGAGUACUACUUCAUGUUGUAGCUGAUUUUGUGUUGAUAAAUUGAUGUAAUUUAAACAAAUUUGUUACACAAAUAGCAUA